GCUGGUGAGCAGUAACAUGGUGGGGUAAAUUUGGACUUAAUCCUUCCGCACGGACGUUAGUGGAGUUCGAAUGCCCUGUCAAUGUUGGUUAUGCUUCUUUUUAUCUCCUUUUAUUUGUGAUUCACGAAGACCUGGUAACCUCGCCGAGAUAUCGCUCAGAUUCACCGGAGAGUCAACCGGUCCCUCCACCACCUUGUCUCUACUUUGUCCCGAGAUUUGUCCAAUUCCUUGGGAGAUCUGUGUCAUGAAUUUUAUCUUGUCACAAGUAUUCGAGUAUUUAAUACUGAGAUUGACGAUAUCUUCGAAGUGAGCCUAACUACUCCUUGCUAAUCGACAUUAUUUGAUACAUCAAAUUCAACUGUCUGAUCACCGCCAUUUUCAACUCGAAAUAUCUACAUGCAGUGAUACUGUUACACUGAGUGGGUGUAGUCUCAAGCCCGAAUCGAAAAGUCAUCGAGAUCCAUUGAGUUGUUAUUUGUAACCGCGACAAUCGCAAAUAUCUUACAAACAAACGAACGCUCAACGUCAGAUUGUUUGAAGUCGAAUAUCUCCUGAUCUGGUAAUUUUGAGCGAGUAGUAGAGGUUGAGAAAGUUCCAGCCCUUGCCCCAGUGGCUUUUGUUGCUGGGGGAAAGUUGUCACACAAUUUCAGCCAAUUAUAGACCGAUUGAACAUCCGAGACACCGCAAUCCCGCUGGGAUUCAGGGUCAUGGAACUGGUGCUGAAAUGGUAGUAGACAUAUACGGGAGCCUGCUGGCAUCCAGAAAUAACGACUUUUGAGUGUAACUACGGCGUCGAAGUAGAGGUACAGAACGAAACUUUACUGCCAUGUUCCAGCCUACUCCUUGGUCAUUGAAACGAAUUUCCAUUCGAGACAUGGUCAUCCAUGACGCGAUAGGAUUGAUUGGCCUACAAGGUACCCAAAUCAAACACCUCUUCACCCCGCUUUCAGUGAAGCAAAUGCAGGGAAUCGUCCAUGUAUCCUCUGCAUGCUAUCCACCACCGAUAUAUAAGUAAUUGUGGCAUAUUCUGGGCAGAAUUGGUCAAUUUGAACAAUGAUUGCCUACACACAAUCAUCAACUCUACGUUCAUCUAAAAAUCCAUUAUACUGCCCUAAUCUACAAUUUUUCCGACGCAUCGAGAGGCAAUGUCCUCAAUAACCAAUGUCAUGCGUCUCCUAAACAACGUCAUCACUGGCGAGUACCCAGAAUACCUUCCACGCUCUAGUUCCGAAGUCAUCACCUUGCUCGGAGGGUUGAAAUCUCGGGAAGAGGUUUACCUCUCGCAUUAUCGGAGGAUGAAAGGAGUCACGAACCACGAGUUGAAGAGAAUGUAUGAUUUCGUAGCAGCUUCUAUCGUAAAGGUCACAGACAUCACCAAAGAGCUCAUGGAGUUAGCUUCUAUUGAUUCUAGGGUCAAAUCGUUCCAUGUAUAUGAGGCCCUCAGAAUUCUCCAUCUAGCAUUCGGUGCAUUUCAGAGGUUGGCCGGCAAAGUCAAAACGCUUCCCCGGCAAGAAAAAGACCGUUGCUUCGGCUACGUGGGAGGUUGCUACAACUACUCCAUUCUAUUUCAAAAACUCCUUUACCCCGAAGACGAAUGCGAUCACCUCGAAAUCUACGCCCAAGCCCUCGGGCACGAUUUCCAAUUCUGUUUCAAGAUAGACACUGAUCAGGAUUACUCUUCGCCAGGCUCAUCUUUAAGAAACGGGUUAGAAAAAACGCUCAGCGCAUGUAUACCUCCUGCUAAUCAAAUACCUGUAUACUGUCAUUUGACAGCACAGCCUGACAAGCCAGUAUGCCCGCAGCUUUAUCGAAAUCCAUAUUUUUAUGGGCCAAGAAACCUUCGGAAUCAGAAUCAUGAAUCGAAUAGAGAGUAUUUCAGGAUGAAAGAAGUCAGAGAGAAAGGGAUAUACCGUACGAAGGCGGCGACAACCGGCGACAUAAGUUACAACCAUGGAAGAAAAGUGGUUAAAGAACCGAAAGUAGAGGUAAUGCGCCGACGGAAGCGACAGACACGCGAUCUGGAAGCACAAUCUGGAUAUACACACACAGCAUCAUAAGGAAAAGCCAGAUUUGGGCGUUAAGUGAUGAGAUAUACUUUAUGAUAAUGAUAAUGAAGACAUACGACGAACAACUGUGGCAUGACGAAAUAGCAUAUUAAAAAGUUGGUUUUUGGGAUAGUGGAAUGGAUCGAUGAAAUAUUUUACAUGUACAAGAAAGAUAA
Botrytis byssoidea is the source of this 2221-nucleotide messenger RNA. RefSeq lists its product as uncharacterized. The record is from RefSeq and is a predicted model, not a curated record. The coding region runs from base 1146 to 2057 and encodes 303 amino acids. The transcript is spliced from 3 exons. NCBI's taxonomy places the organism in Eukaryota, Fungi, Ascomycota, Leotiomycetes, Helotiales, Sclerotiniaceae.